Messenger RNA from Scleropages formosus (Asian bonytongue), 1476 nucleotides. Its product is annotated as erythroferrone. Gene Ontology annotation, molecular function: hormone activity. The record is from RefSeq and is a predicted model, not a curated record. NCBI's taxonomy places the organism in Eukaryota, Metazoa, Chordata, Actinopteri, Osteoglossiformes, Osteoglossidae. The coding region runs from base 275 to 1198 and encodes 307 amino acids. The transcript is spliced from 9 exons.
GUGAGCUGGAACGAGAAAGAGUUUCCUAACAGCAGACUGCCGAGACCAUCCCAGGUCGGUCGUCCGUCGAGACGCUAGGACAGCGAGGGACGCAGAGGCGCAGCGGGACAGAAACGGCACCGGAGGAAACAAUGCAGUAAAAGGCCGAAGGAGCACAAGAAAAUCCACCAGCUCGAGAACAGCUCUGGGAGGAAUGUGUGUGUGAGUGAGUGUGUGUGAGUAUCUAGGAGGACCCGAUCUCCAAGCGCGGUGAAAUCAAGCUUCGAGCUCCAGCAUGACCUCUGACCCCAGUGCCACCGGCACCCCCCACCACCCCUGUCUGCAGUGCUGGCUGUGGGUGGUGCUCCUGGGGCUGCUGCUGCUGGGCUGUGAGGGACAGGCCUGUGUGGAGCCCUGCGAGGACAACAGCACACUGAGCACAGAGCAUCAGGACCUGCUGUCUUCUGACAUCACCAUGGUGAAUCCCCGUGUCUCCUGGCUGCUCUUCAGACUAAACUCCAACAAGGGAGACAACAGACGGAGUAAACCUCAGAAAAAACCUCCUAAGCAUGGGUUACCGGGGCCCCCCGGCCCCCCAGGGCCCCAAGGCCCCCAAGGGCCUCCGGCUCCGAAGCUUGACCAACAGGAGGAGCUGCUGCAGGAGCUACGCCUCAAACUGAGAGAGGUGGCCCUUGGCACAGGGCUGCUGGAUGCUGAGGGCCCCCACUGUGUGCUCUGUGGACCGCCGCCCCGCAUCUCCACAGCUUUCCACUGCCGCCUGCUGCACAGUGUGCUGGUGCCCCGGCGCAGCCUGGUAGAGCUGCACCCUUUCAGCCCUCCCUCGGAUACUGAGAACCUCUUCCAAAGGGGACGAGGAUUCAACUCGAGCAGCGGCCGCUACUCAGCUCCUAUAUCGGGAUUCUACCACCUCACAGCGAGCCUAACCAUUGAGCCCAGCGAGACACAGCGCCGCAUUGCACCCAGACAGAGGGACCGUGUGAAGGCAUCUAUCUGCAUUGAGUCUCUGUGUCACAGCAACUGGUGCCUGGAGGCAGUUGGAGGACCUGGUCCAGCUGGGGGGGUUUACAGCAUCCUGCUGGCAGGAACCCUCUACCUGCAGGCAGGUGAAUACAUCUCCAUCUUUGUGGAUAAUGGAACUGGUUCUGCGCUCACUGUCCAGAAGGGGACGCUGUUCUCCGGGAUUCUGCUGGGAGUCUGAAAUAAUCUCCUUUUACUUCAUUAAAAUACACACACACACACACACACACACACACACACACACACACACACACACGGACAAUGUGAGGACAAAGCCAGCCUUCUCAGUGCUGUGUGAGGAUGAAGGUCCUUCCCAGGAUGGAGACACCAGACUGUGGUCACUGGUCACCCAGGCCUCCAGGAGCCUGCCUCUGUGCUUCUGUACUGUAUAUUCGUUGUGGCGAAAAAAAUCCCUUUAUUUGUUUGUAUGCAAACAAGCCAUUAAAAGUGAACUCACAU